This is a messenger RNA of Anolis carolinensis (green anole), 867 nucleotides long. RefSeq names its product FKBP prolyl isomerase 11 (gene fkbp11). Gene Ontology annotation, cellular component: endoplasmic reticulum. Gene Ontology annotation, biological process: protein peptidyl-prolyl isomerization. Gene Ontology annotation, molecular function: peptidyl-prolyl cis-trans isomerase activity. The record is from RefSeq and is a predicted model, not a curated record. The transcript is spliced from 6 exons. Bases 228 to 845 code for a protein of 205 amino acids. NCBI's taxonomy places the organism in Eukaryota, Metazoa, Chordata, Lepidosauria, Squamata, Anolidae.
GAAGGGUUAGCGGCGCCUUCCGCUGCCCUUCAGAAAGGCUCCACGUGGAUCUCUCGCUCUCUGGUUUGCCUGCCUUGAGCCUUCCCGUGGGGAAGGCCCACCCCUCGGCCACGCCUCCCGCUCGGGCGGGGCCGACGGGAGACCACCUCACCCCGUCUCUCCUGGCCCCGGCCCUGGCCCUGCGGACCCGAGGGGAAGCUGCCCGCGAAUCCCGCUGCGCCUUCGCCAUGCUCCCUCGGUCUCGCCGCGCGUGGGGCCCCUUCUGCCUCGGCCUCCUCCUCUUCCUCCUCUUGGGCUGCGGGGCGCAGCAGCAGGAAGAGGAAAACACCAGCGAAACUCCGCUCCGGACGCUGCAGCUGGAAACCCUGGUCGCGGCCCCCGAAGGCUGCACGGAGCGCGCGGCGGUGGGCGACACGAUCCAGAUCCACUACACGGGUACCCUUGAAGAUGGCCGCAUCAUUGAUACCUCACUCUCCCGUGACCCAUUGGUGGUUGAGCUGGGCAAAAGGCAAGUCAUCCCAGGCUUGGAACAAGCUCUUUUGGACAUGUGUGUUGGAGAGAAACGAAGAGUCAUAAUUCCUCCUCAGUUAGCAUAUGGCAAGCGAGGCUCUCCACCUGCUGUCCCAGCUGAUGCUGUGCUGCAGUUUGAGGUGGAGGCAGUUGGACUCUCCAGAGCCAACUACUGGCAGAAGAUGUCCAACGAUGUGCUGCCCCUGGUCUGCAUUGGGCUCGUCCCAGCCCUUCUUGGACUCAUUGGCUAUUACCUAUACAAGAAGGCACAGGCACCCCGUGUGUCCAAAAAGAAACUCAAGGAAGAGAAAAGAAACAAAGCCAAGAAGAAAUAAAGUUCCUUUUCUCCUUUUUCAA